UCUCUUCCCUCUAUCUCCUUCCUUGACUUCUUCCUCCUCUUCUUCCUACUUCGCAUUCCUUGAACCAACAUCUCGAGAACUAGCCCUUGAGUAUCACCACGCCUUGAGUACCACCACCCCUCGAGUACGACCACCGCCUUGAGUACCAUCACCCUUCGAGUACUACCACCCCUCGAGUACGACCACAAUGCCUUUAAAACGAAGUAAAAGCUUAGCAGUAACGGGGUCACCUGAGAGUACCAAAUUGAGUACUAUCUCGACCUUGAGUCCAAACAACGAUUGGACUUCCCUCGCUGUACUCACUUCCCUCCCAAGGGCUCACUUCACACGACGUAAACACCCUGAGUACCACAACAACAACAACAACGACAACAAGAAGAACAACAAGCAUAACAACUAUCAUGAAGAAUCAACAACAAUCUCCAACCACAAUCACGAACUACCACACUCAUCAUCAACAAAAACAACCAGUACCCGUAACAACAAUCAUCUCAACCACGAACUACCACCCCCAACAAAAACAACCAAAAUCCGUAACAACCACCACAACCACCACAAUCACGAACUACCACCAUUAACAAAAACAAUCAGUACCCGUCACCACCACCACCACCACAACCGCGAACUACCACUACCACCACCACCAACAAAAGCAACCAAUACCCGUAGCUCCUCCAACCACCACAAAAACCACAACUACAACCAUCGGCAGCAACAGGACUCACCACUACCCACCACCACCACCCGUUCGACCCCUGGUAGACACGCGGCGUCCUUCAGGCUGAGUUCACGAGAGGUACACAUGAAGGCUUUGAACGAUCUACAGACAGCUGCCUCACGUCUACCACACCCAGAGGUUGUUUAUGGAGCGAUGAUCCCAGAUCCUGACUACAGUGACGAAGAAAGAGACACAAACAAGCCAACAGCCACUACCAUGGUUGAGAGGAAUAAUCAAGUCAACUCUAACGACGAGAAUCAGGAGCAACAGAAACUACAGCCAGAGCCAGGACAGGGGGGCAGGAUGGACGGGCGGGGUCUGAUUAUGCCCAAGAAGCUCGUUAACCCCUGUCUAGAGUCCUCGGACAAAAAGAACCUCCACAGAGAACUGAUGUUUAACCAGAAAAGGUGAGUAACUAUCUACCCUGACAUCUUCAC
Homarus americanus (American lobster) is the source of this 1155-nucleotide messenger RNA. Its product is annotated as probable serine/threonine-protein kinase DDB_G0282963. NCBI's taxonomy places the organism in Eukaryota, Metazoa, Arthropoda, Malacostraca, Decapoda, Nephropidae. The record is from RefSeq and is a predicted model, not a curated record. Gene Ontology annotation, molecular function: protein binding. The coding region runs from base 188 to 1129 and encodes 313 amino acids. The transcript is spliced from 4 exons.